UGCCGUUCAGUCAUGUGGACAUUUCCGCGAGGGUCUUAACAAACAAUGCGGUUCAUUACAAGACACGCUCAAUUAGAAGAGGUUGUUUUGAGUGAAAGUAUGCUGUGUCCACCACGCGCAGCAUAUUUCAGUGACGCUUAAAGAGAUGUACAACUUUACCACAUCCAUGACACCUUCAUGGAGCGUUCACGGAGAGCCAGCGGGACGCGUUUUCCUAGGUUGCGCGCUUUCUCUCCUGGUAUUAUGGACGUUAUUGGGGAAUUUCAUGGUUUGUGCCGCUGUCUUGCGCUUCCGUCACCUGAGAGGAAAAGUUACCAACGUCUUUAUCGUGUCUCUGGCGAUGUCAGACCUGCUGGUGGCUGUUCUCGUGAUGCCGUGGAAAGCGGCUACGGAAGUGACCGGACACUGGGCGUUUGGCUCCUUCUGCGAGUGCUGGGUGGCGUUUGACAUCAUGUGCUCCACAGCCUCCAUCCUCAACCUGUGCGUAAUCAGCUUGGAUCGAUACUGGGCCAUUUCGGACCCGUUUCAGUACGAGAGAAAGAUGAACCGUAGAGUCGCCCUCGUUAUGGUCAGCGUAACGUGGAUCGUAUCGGUGGCCAUAUCAUUCGUGCCCGUGCAGCUGAACUGGCACAGGGCAGACCUGGACACGGUUAACACAAGCAACUGGACCACCAAGGAAAUGUGUGAUUCGAGUCUGAGCAGAUCUUACGCCAUUUCAUCAUCUUUAAUAAGUUUUUACAUCCCCGUAGCAGUGAUGCUAGUCACAUACACGCGCAUCUACCGCAUCGCUCAGAUUCAAAUCAAGAGCAUUUCUUCGCUGGAGCGCGCAGCGGAGCGCGCACAGAGCUGCAGCGCAGGUGCGCGCACCUGUCCUCUCCAACACCGCGCCAUAAGAGAAACCAAACUCUUCAAAACGCUGUCCGUGAUUAUGGGGGUGUUUGUGUGCUGCUGGUUCCCGUUUUUCGUUCUGAACUGCGCGGUUCCCUUCUGCCACAAGCCGGAUUGUGUCAGCGAAGCGACUUUUAACGUGUUCGUGUGGUUCGGCUGGUGCAACUCCUCGCUCAACCCGAUCAUCUAUGCUUUCAACUCGGACUUCAGAGAUGCUUUUGCUCGACUUCUGUGCUGCCGUGGCCUGUGCUCCAAGACACCUGUUGGUGUUCAGUGCAAGGAUCCAGUGGCCAUUAAUAAUCAGGGCAGCUCUGUUACCACUAUGGAGGUCGGCUGUGCCAGUUUCAGCAGGAUGGACAACGAAAUGCAAUGUCCAUUGGUGGAGCUACAUAUGUUUGCAGACGAGAGCGAGGUUCAGCAUAGUAACUCAGAGGAUUUAUGUCAAAAUAAAUAAUUAGGAUUUGGUGUAGGGGAGACCAUGGUUUUCGUUCUGAGGAUUAUUUUUAUAAGUCUGCGUGCACUUUACAGUUUUACAGGCUACGGGAAUCUACGAUUAAUUAUUUGACACAACGCACCUGUUGUGUACGUCCACAUUUUUACACCGGGCUUGUAUUUUUAAAAGCCUGUGUGUGAUUUAAAUAUUUUUGUAUUUAUAUCUGUAAAAAAAACACUUAAACGUAACUAUUCCACAAAAUCUUUAACUUUAAAAUAAUAACUAAUUAUUUUCAAUAGCCUAUAACAUAACCACAGUAAGUACAUUAUAUAAAGACAUGUGGGACUGUUCCAUCAAUACAUGUUUACUGUUUAUUGUCACACUGGCUGUAUAUUGUCGGUUUGUCCUGUCUUACAAAAAAAGUUGUAAUAAAUUUAAAUAUAUUUUAAAGUAAACCUAUAUAAAAUAAACUAAAAUAAUUGCACUUUCUAGGAAACUAUUUUACAUUUACCUUUAUUCAUAUAGCAGAGAGAUGUUAAUCAUAACUUUAUCUAGCUCACAAAUUAGUGACAUAAAUAUAAUUUAUCUCAAGGUGGCAAUAAACAGUAAAAACACUGAGCAAUCAAGCAUGUAAUAUGAGAAAUAAUUAAACCAGUAUCCAGUUACAUAAAAUAUAUUGAUUGUAUUUUAUUUAUUAUAAAACACACAUGAGAAAACUUGCCCAAAGCUUCUUUUGAAUGUAAUUCAGUAAAACUGAAUCAAACACUAAGGAUAUUUGUGCAUAGACUAUUUUGAGGGAUAUAAGCAAAAACAAUUGUCCCAGCGUAUUUCCUGUUUUACAUUUUUAAUUUCUAAAGCUUCUAAAAAUUAAAAAAAGAGCCACAUACUGAUAAAUAUUGAUAUGAUAGUGGUUUUAACAUUAAGAUAUGAUUGAAUUGCCUCUUGUUACAGUCAUGAAAUAGUUUGACAACAAGCAGAAAAGGUUUAUGGGCUAAUGACAUGAUCACAUUGAAAUGAUCUGUAAUGGAAGAAUUAAUCUAAUAAACUAAUGUCAAAAUGUU
This is a messenger RNA of Danio rerio (zebrafish), 2382 nucleotides long. The record is from RefSeq and is a predicted model, not a curated record. NCBI's taxonomy places the organism in Eukaryota, Metazoa, Chordata, Actinopteri, Cypriniformes, Danionidae.